AAAACGACCGUGACGUUUUCACAGGAAGAUGGCGCUGUUUUGUAGUGUUCGUUUCCAACUCGCUUAGUUUGAGAGAGAAGAAGAUGGGUACCGGGGAAUCAGGAAGUAUGUACCGCGCUGUCAUGGCGGAGGAACACGAAGGGACGCAGAGCGGAGGGGUCGUUGAGCCGGUGCGGCGGAAAGCGGGUGGCCCUGCGGUGUCAGUCCCUCGGGGACUCGGCUCCGCAAACCACGCACCGAGGAAAAAGUUAAUUCUACACAUGGACCUAAACAACACCAUCCUAGUGUCGGACACGGUGACUGGACAGGGGACCGUUGCUGCUCUGGAUUACUUCCUCACUACCGUCACCUGGGGGAAGAUGAGCAAACACGGAAAAUGGGAAUGGCUGAGUGAUUCCGCCUCCCUAUACCCACCCUGCAGUGAUGCUUCCAGCUACUACUCUCAGUUUGGACGCUUACCAGGCUUCACCUCUGUUGCCGGGCGACGCUUCAGAGGACUUUUGGAUGAACAUCUGGAGCUGCUCCGCUGGCCUCAGGGCAUCAAGGAAGACAGACAGCUGUCUGUUAAAGGAGAGGAUGGACAACUUUACCACUGGAUCCUCCCUUCCUUCUUCCAGCUGAUCAGAGACCUGGCACAGGAAGGACGGGAGUUUGCCAUCGUUUUCCGCACAUUUGGAACAGACCUGCCUCGGGUUCUGAGAGCCAUGUCUCGAGCAGUAAAAGAGGGAGCUCAUCCACUGUUCCCUGAUCUGCCUGAGCUGAAGCUCGGUGUGGAUAUGACUCCAGGCAAGAUCCGCUGUAGCAAGAGAGGGAUUGUCCUGAGCCGGGCUGAAGACCGCGUAUCUACCCGUGAUGGGGAGAGAGGACUCUACCAGUACUUGAGCUCAGUGCAGGGUCUGGGUGGUUUCCAGGACCACUUUGACUGGUGGGCUACCAACAGCUUCUCCAUCCGAGGAGGGAAACCCUUAUGGAUAGACCCCUUUGACCAGCAUGUUCAGCACAUCUUUAUAGAUGACAAUAUCCGACAGAAUGAUGAGGAUACCAUUGUUAGUCCAAAGGUCUUCCUGGAGCCAGGCGGCGCCGACACUCGUACAGCAUGCACCUCUGAGCUGUACGACAUCUCCUUGGUUCAGACUGACCUCCUACGGGCCAUUUCGGACCACAGCUACUUCACUCAGCGUGUUCAGAUCUGUCUGGAAAACUAUGAGAGUAAUCUCCAGAAAGGGACAGUAUAGAAGCCACUCCAGGCACCUCCAAUCUCUAUGUGCAAUUUGUCCAUAUGACGAUUUGCAGUUUAGGCUGCUUUCAGCAAAAAAAAAACACUUCCAUCCCAACUCAGUAAGGGAUCAUAACAGACAAAGUGUUGUGUUGGACCAUUUAGGUCCAAGAUAAAGACCUUACUAAGAUGGAAGGUUACAUGAUCUUAUUUCAUAGGCAUUACAUGAACUCACUAAAAGUGUGGCACUGAGGUUAUUUAAAUUGCAACAAUUAUUAACUUAUUUAUAAAAUACUCGAUUUACAAAAGAUUGCCAGUUCAUAGAAAGAGCACUUACAGUUAAGCCUUAUAUUAUUAAUACACCUGGCAGAUUUAGAUUUAACAUUAUUUUCCUUUAGCUUCCAGAGGUUUGUUUCUGAUAUGAAAAUAAUUGGGCAUCUCAAAGAUAAAAACAAUGUGAAAGGCAUGUCAAAGAUGAUUUAAACACCCUCAAUAAUUAAUGGCAAAAUCUUUAUUAGCAUUACAGCCAUCAAAGCCUUCCUGUAAAGGCUGAGCAGCUUUUUAUGUUUCUACUGGUGAUUUAUCUUAGAUGAUGAGCUCUGGGUCUUUGGAGUUGGAAGGCCUCUUUGCCACCCUAAUAUUUGGCUUCCUCCGCAGUAGGGGUUCACAGUCACAAUAACAAUAUGAUUUGUGAAAAAAAACUAUUACAGUUAAUCCACAAAGAAUUCACAGCGCUGCACUUUUUCCACGUUUAGUUAUGGUCCAACCUUAUUCCAAAUGAUAUGAAAAUGAAUCUUUCCUCAACAUUCUACACACAUAUGACAAUGUGAAAGAAGUUUGUUUGAGAUUGUUCCAAAUGUAUUUCAAAUAGAAAACUAAGAAAUCACAUUGAUGUAAGUAUUCACAACCUGUGCUGUGAAGCUUACAAUUGAGCUGAGAUAUUCACCCGUGGUAAGUCCAGUUAAUUGGACACGAUUAGGAAAAGGACACACCUGUCUGUAUAAAGCUCCACAGUUGACUGUGUAUGUUACAGCGCAAACACCAAGCAUGAAGUCAAAAGAAUUGUCUGUACACCUCCGAGACAGGAUUGUUUUGAAGCUUUCUGCUGCUUUGAAGGUCCCCAUGAGCACAAUGGCUUCCAUCACUCGUAAAAAUGUUUGGAACCACCAUGACUCUUCCUAGAACUGGCCGGCCAUCUAAACUUAGAAAUCGGUCACUCUGUUAGAGCUCCAACGUUCUUCUGCGGAGAGAGGAGAACCUUCCAGAAGGACGACCAUCUCUGCAGCAAUCCAGUCACGCCUGUAUGACAGUGUCCAGAUGAAAACCACUCCUUAAUAAAAGGCACAUGGCAGCCAGUCUGGAGUUUUCCAAAAAGCACCUGAAGGACUCUCAGAUCAGGAGAAACUAAAUUCUCUUGUCUGAUGUGACAAAGAUUGAACUCUUUGGUGUGAAUGCCAGGCGUCAUGUUUGGAGGAAACCAGGCACCACUCAUCACCAGGUCAAUACCAUUCCUGCAGUGAAGCAUGGUGGUGACAGCAUCAUGCUGUGGGGAUGUUUUUCAGCAGCAGAAACUGGCAACUUGUGGCAUCAUAUUCAAAAAGACUUGAGGCUGUAAUUGCAGCCAAAGGUGGAUCAACAAAGUAUCAAGUGAAGGCUGUGAAUACUUAUGGAAAUAAAUUCUUAGUUUUCUAUUUGUAAAACAAUUUGCAGCAAUCUCAAAAACCUUUCACAUUGUCAUAAUGGGGUAUUGGUUGUUGAAUUUUGAGGAAAGAGGUUAGUUUGAUACCAUUUGGAAUGACGCUUGAACAUAACUAAAUAUGAAAAAAGUUUAACAUCACUUCCGGCCAGAAGAAACAUGUUGGUAAUUUAAAAGAUUAAACCUAAAUCUGGCAGAGGUAUAAAUAGUCACAGCAGAGAUGGUGACUUGACUUUCAGACUAGGACUCGAGUUGUGCUUUAAUUACAAACACAAAGAUUUGACUUAUACUCUAGCUCUAAAGACUUGAGACUUGACUUGUUUUCUGUGACUUGAGUCUCCUUAACAGUUUUAUGUUUAUUUUUCAGGAGUGAAAACAUCCCGAUACCGUUACCUUUCAGAGCUACAGACCGUAGAUCUCGAAACAUGGUUACUAUUUAGAUUUGACUCCCGGGGUCAAUGGGCCAGGACUCAAUCCCGUGAGAGCUGCGUUGAGGACCAAGGCCUCCGUACAACAGCUGCACAACAGCCGUGCCCCUGUAUGAUUUUUCUUCAAGUUAUGUUUAUUGUAGUUAUAAAUGGAUAGUUCUUAUGAGGUAAAACAUCUGCUUAAUCCAUUAGAGUUUGAAGCAGCUCAUAAAGUUUGCAUAUUUAAUAACCUGUAAAAAGAUUAAAAGCUAAUGUAUUAAAUUAGGCCCGAGUUCAACUACAAAAUGAAUUCUGAACCUACAGCAAAGCAGCGUAACCGGCAGACUGGGUGGCAUGCAUUUGAUUAGAAAAUGUUUAUUUCUGUAGAGACUUGACUUGGACUUUAGAAAAGAGCUCUGUGAACAUCUGACUUUUAGUAAAACUCAGUUCUGUGUUUAAGUCUUUUGUCUUCACAUGAAACCUAGCUAAGUGUUUUCAGAAACAUAACAAAACCUCUUCAGCUGCUGAGUUUUUACCUCAACUCCUUAUUAAGUGUCAUGUCAGAGCAGUUGGAUACCAGUGGUAAUACUUGAAUAUUUCUAGAUGAAGAUAGUAUGAUUUCUUUCUGCAGUAGAAUCACAUCAGAAAGCUUCAACAGUUAAUGGACACAAAGUUAUGGGUAUUAGUUCUAUUAUGAUUAGACUCAGGUGCUGAAAAGAUGGAGAGUAGGAAGGAGAAAAUGAGACGGCGGUGGAAGCUAUGACGACCGGCACAAAGGGGACAAAAUCAGACGCCGCUUGAUCCAUCUUUGGGUGUGAGCGCGCCAAGUUGGUUCACAUCCUUCACGAUGGAAAUCAGUUUCUAAUGAUCACACAGUGUGAAUCAGGUUGAGGGGCAGGGUUUUAGGAAGCACUUUUCAGAGCAGAUUGAUAAUCUGAAACAAUCUACUGGUGUGAUGUUAGGGUUUCAUGUGAGUUAUUCUCUGCAGGUUCUGAUGUUUGAAGUAUUUUGAAGUUUACUUUUCCUUAAAGGUUUUUGAAUAUAUUUAAUAUUUGCUUUUAGAGAGGUCAGUUUAUAAAGAGCUAAAGGAACACUCAGAUUAACCACUAAUCCUCCAGAAAACACCUGAAAGCACUUUGUUUAGUGAUGGCAGAAAUGGAUUAUUUAGGGAUGAAUGAUAAGCAUUAGACAUGCGAGUGCAGACAACUGCAGUGUUUCAUUUACAGCAGGUUUUAUACCAGUUUGAUUGUUACACCAAUCUAAAACCGCAAACUGAAGACUUCUUUACCAGGAUUUCACUGCAAAAAUUGAGUAAUACAUUUGAUUUUUUUUUUAAAUUAAAUGUAAAACUAGAAAUAAAUUUGAGAAAGGCAACAAAACCUAUUUAUCAAAGAUGUUAUUUACACAGGUAUUGUGGCUGAGAGUAGGUAUGUCUAGUUCAUCAUCUAGAAAGGUUGCAGCAUAAUAAUAGAUGGAGUUUAUCUCUUGUUGCUGAUUGUUUUAUGUUUUUUUGAGUAAAAGGAGUAUUUGAGUAUUAUGGUGAGCAACUGGGAUAAUUCAGCCCAGAAAUCACUGACAUUUACAACAUUAGGCAUAUUUAUUUACACUUCUGGUAAAGAUCUUUUACUGUAGCAGCAUAAUCUCUGUCUGAAAAUCCAACUUUAUUUUUUCAGUACAUUUCAUAAGUGGAAACAUGAACAGGUUAUAUAAUCUGUUUCAACAACAGGACAGAUUGCAGAGUUUUUAGCAACUUUGCUGUAAAACCUUCUUUUACUUGUGUUCCUGUUAGCUCCUUUGAUCAGCUCAGCCUGCUGGUUUUCCAUAGGAUCAUCUGGAGACAGCGAUGGGCCUAGAAGAAGGAUCAUUUAUUUGUUGGGUGAACGAUUUCUUUACUUAUUUAGCCAAAUGUUCUGGAUCCAUCGUCCUACUAAGACCCAGUGCCAACCCACAGUGUCAGAGUCCACCAGAUUUGUAUUUAAAUUGUCCUGGUACUUUAAAGAGUUACUGCUCCUGUCCACUUUAAAAUUAUUCCCAGGGCCUUUGUAAGAGAAAGUGGCCCAAAGACUCUCAGAUCCUUCACUGUACUAAACAUAACGUGCUUUUCUACAUAUUAAUCCUUUGUUUCACACCAAACCUACCUGAAAUGUGUUUGUUGCUGAAAAGCCCAUUCUUCAUCUUAAAUGACCAAAGGACACGGUUUCGUCUAAUGUCCCAAUAGUGUUUAGUGAACAGCACGUUUAUGAUUGUGAUGUUCUUUUAGCGACAAAAUGUCCCUGAAUGAAAGGUUCGAUUUUUCUGACAAUUUCAGUGGUGGAUUAUAUUGCUGCAAUAAAAGAUGAAUUUGGGCCUUUUCUACCUGUUUACUCACAGGGUCAAUAUAUGUGGCUGACACUGCAACAAUCAUGACUUUAUCUUGUCAACGUGUUCAUUCUUAUUUGAAUCACAUGGUUGCUGCCAAUCCCAGCAUGUUGUGCCACCCUGCUAAACAUAUCAGAAUUAUAUAGAAACAUUCCUGCCAUAAUUGUGCAAUUUGUUGUUUUUUUUUACUUUUGUGAAAAUCUGAACAAAUUCAAAUCUAAAGUAUUGCUAAAUAUAUAAUGUUGCUUGGUUCUGUAAGCUGCCAUUACAUCCUUUCAGAAGUAGAGGGCGCCAUAUACAAACUUUGUAAUAAAAUAAAGGCUCCCUAGAUCCUGGAGUUACAUGACCAUUAUUAUUGACUAAACAUGUUUUAACAUGAGGGCGAGUUGGGUUUUAUUUUUUAGUUCUGGUUUCUGAGAUGGUCAUACAAUCACAUGCGUGGACAUGUGAAAGAAAACAUGACUUUAUUCCUCAGAAAAUUAAAAAUUGUAUUGAAUGAGGUAUUUAGCUAAAUGCUUUAUCCCUGGAACAACUAACUCGUGUGUUUUCAAGUGAAAACCAAGCCAAAGUAGCUCUAAGAUGUUCAUUCAUGUUGAAUGGUUCCCUUGAUGUGGGGCAACCUUAUUUAAAUUUUAUCAGAACCUAAAGUGUAAAAAGAAAGAAAAAAAAAAAAGGUUUUCUGCUGUUUAUUUUUCUGAUGUAAAACAUGAAUUUUUGGGUAAAUAAAGGAUUUAAGUUUU
This is a messenger RNA of Girardinichthys multiradiatus, 6417 nucleotides long. RefSeq lists its product as uncharacterized. NCBI's taxonomy places the organism in Eukaryota, Metazoa, Chordata, Actinopteri, Cyprinodontiformes, Goodeidae. The record is from RefSeq and is a predicted model, not a curated record. The transcript has 7 exons. Bases 84 to 1235 code for a protein of 383 amino acids.